Molecule: messenger RNA, 1806 nt
Organism: Saprolegnia parasitica CBS 223.65
Lineage: Eukaryota; Oomycota; Saprolegniomycetes; Saprolegniales; Saprolegniaceae
Exons: 2
Coding region: 1-1806 (601 amino acids)
Source: RefSeq, a predicted model, not a curated record
AUGACCAAGAAGCCGACCAAAAUGAGCCCAGUCGCACCGUUUACUACACCAGAAGAACUCGCAUCGCGCUCGAUGCCGCGCGGCUACGCCUUCCUCCGCAUCUUUGUGCGCCUCAUCGACGUCAGCGUCAACAUCUACUCGCUCGUGUCGUUCGCCGCCACGUCCUCGCUUAUCGACGUAGUUCUCAUGCGCGAGGCUGUCUUCCUCGACGACGUCGCCAACGGCCUCUUCGACUUCACCCCUGCGACGUCACGCGACCAAAUCAUUCUCGACGCGCUGCACGCGGCAAAGCCGGGCCAGUGCCGAAGCAUCGGGUUCAUGGAAGGCAAAGAAGCCAUGCCCACGGGCGGAAAAACAGCGAGCUAUUGCCACCGCAUCAACGUGGACCUGGGUUACGAAGCCCACGUCAUGUACUAUGGCGACGGCAUCUCUCGGCGCUACUUGCGGAAGAUCCAGACCCAGCUCCCGCCGACGUGCGUAGGCUGGACGGUCGCGGCGGGGGCCCCUUAUACCGCCACUCCGAUCCGCGCAGUCCAGGAGGCCCGCCAAGCCUACGGCGACUCAUACCUGCGGUGCACAGACCCGCGCAUCUUCACCUCCAACUCGUACGCGGAUGCCACCAACGUCACGACAGUGAGGUUCCGAGCCGGGGCUAUCGUUGCCCAGAAGCACUUUGCUGGCGCGCAGUUUGGCCUCGAGACCCACCAGUCCUACUGCAAGGCAGAGAAGUUGGGUGACUCGGACGUCUACAAGGUUUCUCCCUUCACGGACGGAGACACGCGCAUGUACGUGACGGUCCUCUUUUCGGACAAGGGCUGGCUCAACUACGUGCUCGACUACGGCGGCCAAGCCAUCGUUCUCAUCGUCUUGAUUCAAGAGGUCGUGCGGGCGGUGACAAUGAGUCUAGUGUCGAUUCCCACCGCGCCCUUCUCUUUCUACACAUAUGGCGUCCGGACGCUGCUGGGUCAAGACCUCGGGAUGGCCCCGCUUGCGAACGGCGGCGCGGCCACGAUGCAGCUUUCCCAGAUCUGGCUCGCAAACCCGUGGUACCUCAUUGGGAACUCCAUGUACGCGCUCGGGUCGAGCAUUGAGACCCAGAUGAUCGUGGAAAUCCUCUUCUGGCAGUACCAGAAGUCCUGGGGCAUGGACAAACUGCUGCUUUCGGGCGUCUACGCGAUGCGCCAUGCUUGGAUCAGCGUCAUGGUUUGGACCGCGAUUCGGCUUCUCGUCAAGUUUCUGCCGGUCAAGGUCCGCCAGUACAUGGCGCCUAUCCGAGCUCUGGAAUGCUACUGCUCGAGUCGUGCCGCUGUCUUGGCCUUCAUCCUCGCCUCCAUCUUCACCGUCUUCACGCGGAACGUGCUAUACCUCACGCAGUUCCAGGAAUAUCCGGACGUGCUCCUAGGCAUUCCCAUGACGUCGAUGUGGCAGUCGGAGGUCUUCCAGAGUCUGGCGACCUACCCAGGCCACCGAGACAAUUCCCUUGUGCGGAUCAUCGACGAAAACCGGCUUUGCGCCGGCUUUGACCUCGCUCAACUCUUCUCCACCGGCUGUGCAUUCACGCACCAAGGCCGCUGCGUCCUGCUCUUGCCGCUCGCCGACAUCUACCUCAUCUACUCGUCCGUGAAUCUGCUCUCGAGCACAGCUCUGGCCGGCAUCGAGAACAUCAAGCCCGGCCACGCCAUCACAAUGGCAACGACCAAAAACGGGGCCUUGUGCACACUCAGUGACUCGGGCAUGUACAUUCCCCAAUUCGUGGCACUACAGGCUAAUAGCCCCCGCGACGUGAUCUACUGCGCGAUUGUCUAA